AUGGUGGAACAUUCCACCCAUAUUCGAGACGUACUCCUUUACGAGUUCGAAUCUGGCCACCCCGUUACUGAAGCCCAUCGAAACUUAAGUCAAGUAUUCGGCACUGAAGCCCAUUCUGAGCGGUCUGUGCGCGCCUGGUUCCAGCGCUUCAAAGCCGGAAACAAGAGACUCGAAGAUGAUCCUCGCUCUGGUCGACCGACUGCAAAAUCGUUCGACGAACUGAAGAAUCUGGUGGAGCAGCAUCCAUAUGAAGGUGUGCGGUAUUUUGCUGCCAGUCUUGGCUGUUCGGUGUCCACCGUGAGCAAUGGACUGCGAUCUCUCGGAAUGGUGAAAAAGCUCGGUCAGUGGCUCUCACAUGCAUUGAGCGAUGGCAACCGCCAAAGAGGCCUGGACAUCUGCACUCAGCUGCUCUCCAGAAGCCGCAUAAUCGACUGGCUGGACACCAUUGUCACUGGAGAUGAAAAAUGGAUCAUCUGCAUCAACCACAGCCGCAAACGUGCGUGGUGGGCUGGCGAUGAAAUGCCGGAUCUACAGUUUCGAACUGCUGCCGGACAACACGACGGUUACUGCCGAGGUCUACUGCGCUCAACUGCAAAGACUGGCCGACAAGAUCCGCAAAGAGCACCCGAAGCUCGACAACGUUCGCCUGCUGCAAACGCGCCCUCAUAA
Necator americanus (New World hookworm) is the source of this 669-nucleotide messenger RNA. RefSeq lists its product as uncharacterized. NCBI's taxonomy places the organism in Eukaryota, Metazoa, Nematoda, Chromadorea, Rhabditida, Ancylostomatidae. Gene Ontology annotation, biological process: mitotic DNA integrity checkpoint signaling; replication fork processing; double-strand break repair via nonhomologous end joining. Bases 1 to 669 code for a protein of 222 amino acids. The record is from RefSeq and is a predicted model, not a curated record. The transcript has a single exon. Gene Ontology annotation, cellular component: nucleus; site of double-strand break; condensed chromosome. Gene Ontology annotation, molecular function: single-stranded DNA binding; DNA topoisomerase binding; double-stranded DNA binding.